Messenger RNA from Elgaria multicarinata webbii, 4782 nucleotides. RefSeq names its product transmembrane protein 135 (gene TMEM135). Lineage: Eukaryota; Metazoa; Chordata; Lepidosauria; Squamata; Anguidae. The transcript is spliced from 15 exons. Bases 21 to 1403 code for a protein of 460 amino acids. The record is from RefSeq and is a predicted model, not a curated record.
GCUGCAUCCGCUGGGCCAAGAUGGCGGCGCUGAGCAAAUCCAUCCCCCACAACUGCUACGAGGUGGGGCACACCUGGCACCCCCACUGCGGCCGGGCCUUCGUGCACAUCACCCAGGGGGCGCUGGGGGAGUCGCUCCGCAUCUACGGGACCCUUUACCUGAUUGCUGCAAUUCUCCGGAAGCGAAAACUUGAUUAUUAUUUGCACAAACUGCUCCCUGAAAUCUUGCAAUCAACAUCCUUUCUAACAGCAAAUGGAAGUCUAUAUAUUGCAUUUUUCUGCAUUUUAAGGAGGAUCCUCGGAAAAUUCUAUUUUUGGACUCCUGGUUUUGGUGCUGCUUUACCAGCUUCUUAUGUGGCUAUUCUUAUUGAAAGAAAAAGCAGGAGAGGGCUGCUUACAAUUUACAUGGCUAAUUUGGCCACAGAAACACUAUUUCGCAUGGGAGUGUCAAGAGGAACAAUUACUCCUUUAAGACAUGGCGAGGUCCUUUUGUUCUGCAUUACAGCUGCCCUGUUUAUGUUCUUUUUCAGAUGCAAAGACGGCUUGAAAGGAUUUACAUUCUCAGCACUAAAAUUCAUUGUAGGAAAAGAAGAAAUACCUACACAUUCAUUUGCACCAGAAACAGUGUUUCUAAAAAGAGAGAGAAAGAUAAAAUACUGUGAAGAAAUAACGCAGCGAAUGAACAUAAUGGCUGUAACAAAGAAACUUGUGGACAAAGUAUGCAAACAUGGGCCAAGACACAGAUGUUGUAAGCACUAUGAAGAUAAUUGCAUCUCAUAUUGCAUUAAAGGCUUCAUUAGGAUGUUUAGCGUCGGUUACUUGAUCCAGUGUUGCCUUCGAAUCCCAUCAGCAUUCCGGCAUCUGUUUACAAAACCUUCCCGGCUGCUCUCGCUCUUCUACAACAAAGAAAAUUUCCAGCUUGGGGCUUUUCUGGGGUCAUUUGUCAGUAUAUACAAAGGUACGAGCUGUUUCCUGCGCUGGGUACGGAACCUGGAUGAUGAACUUCAUGCACUUAUUGCAGGGUCCUUGGCAGGGAUGUCAAUGAUGUUUUACAAAAGUACUACUAUCUCUAUGUACCUGGCUUCCAAACUUGUGGAGGCCAUGUAUUUCAAAGGCAUUGAAGCUGGAAAGGUCCCCUAUUUCCCUCAUGCAGACAGUAUCAUCUAUGCUGUAUCCACAGCCAUCUGCUUCCAGGCAGCUGUGAUGGAAGUUCAGAACCUGAGACCUUCAUACUGGAAAUUCCUAUUACGGCUAACAAAAGGAAGGUUUGCUGUCAUGAAUAGGAAAGUCUUGGAUGUAUUUGGUACUGAAGCAUCUAUGCACUUCAAGGAUUUCAUACCUAAACUUGACCCAAGAUAUACAAUUGCACCACCAGAGAUACCCCUUGAGCAAUCAUGGAAAUGAUGUGUUAGUCGGUGAUUAAGUCUGACCAACAUCUGUUCUGAAGAGUUAAUUAAUUGAACAGUCAAAUAGACCGAAGAGGGCUUGUGUUCCACUUCAGUAUCGUUUCAGUGAGUUAAAUUGUCUUACCAAUCAAAACAUACUGAAGCACUAUAGAGAGGUGUGGCUUUAAUUGCUCCACUCCAUUAUUAGAAAGUGUCUCUGGAUCACUGUGGCUGGUCGACACAACCUGGUAGGUUUCUGACAGAAUUAUAUAUCAAUGGAUUAAUAUAUCAAAAAGAUUAAAACAAAAAAGUACCUGAAUGUACUUAAAAUAAAAAAAUAACAUUUUCAAGACAAUUCAUUUUAAUUCAUUCCAGUAGAUAACUUUAAAAAAGAUAUUUUUGCAUUUAGAAAAUAACAGGUACAUCGAAUAUAUAUAUUAUAGGUCCAAAGUUACUAUAAAUUUUAUUUUAAAAGUCAGAUUCUAGUUGGAAAAAUGUUCUCUCAGAUUUUUUUUUUUUUUAAAAAAAUAUGUCACUGGAAAAUGUUUAAAGAGCCAAUAUCUGGUAACCUAUUUAUGACUGCACUGUUUAUAUCCAGCUUUGGCUUUAAAACCUGCCUUCCAAGAGCGACAACUCUUCUCCUAAAUCCAGUUGCUCACCUGCAAUCCUGCUGAGAGAAGAGAAAACACUGACAUUUAGACCUGGGUAACAUUGGUCUUGAGAUACUUGAAUGGGUAGUUAAGAAAGGCAAGACUACCACAAGAUGGAAUGUAGUAUUUUUUCAGAUUUUGAAGUGUCUCACAAAUACUGGAUGAUUCUACGAGCAAAAAUCAAAAACGUACAUGCAAAGACUUGAGAAAAGGAAUAUGCCCUUGAAUAUGGAAUUGAUUUUAUUUUGUAUGCCUCCAUACACUCUCAGAAAUUCAGUGGCCUUCAAAAAGAAUCAAAGCCCCAAUGUUUAACGGGUGAAGCAAAACUGAUUGAUUUGUUAAGAACAUUGACGCUGUUUACUUCUAUAGUUUUUGUCCUUUUUUAAAGUGUAGCAGGUACAAAACAGCCAUAUAUACAGAUGAGAGUGGGAAGUUUAGUGCAAGCUGGUCAUUGCUCAAAAGCCAUUUUCCUCUGUUCCUGCCAUGUCCCCAUAAGACCUUGAUGAUCUAAUUCCACUUUGACGAUCAACUCAGUACAGCUGAGUAUGAAUUGUGGUGAAGGACUCCAAAGUGUUUGAACAAAAAGAAAUAAUGAUUUUUACUUGGAUUCAUCCAAUAUGCCAAACACUGAAAUGUCUGUGUAGGACAACAUCAGAAAGAUCGGAUAUGUUAUUGAGUUUCUUGUCUAAUUGCUGUAAGUUAUUUUUUUCCGUGAGUGUGAGUGUAUACAAACACACACACACAAAUAUAAAAUUAUCUAGCAAAAUAAUUUCAUGUAGCAAUCGAGUUUUAUUCAAAGAACAACAGUAGUUUUUUAUUUAUACUUUUAGUUAGACCUGCUUAAAAUGUCAGAAGGGAUGAGAGAGAUUUUCAAUUCCUCAUUUGUUUUUUGAUCUUCUUCUAGCUGGAUGUUAAGAGAAAAAAGGUAGAAAAAGAUGUUGCUGGGCAUGAUAAAAUGUCUGCCGUUAGCCAGGAACAGCUUUUUCACACUCAACUCCACCCCUUUCUUUCUUUUUUAACUUAAUAUCCAUCCUGAAGGAAUGUUCUGGUGAAUUCAAAACACUUGCUCGCUACUUUGUGGCUUUUUAGUUGGUCCUAAUAAAGUAUUGCGCUACUGUUGCUGUUUGAAUUUUUUUUUUAUAGUGGGGUAACAUAACUCCUGUGUUUAUUGUCUUCUCUGGAGAAUGACGUUCGGUGUAAGUCUUUCAGGAGAGUACUGAUCAUGCUCGUAAAAUGCGGUGUGCUUUUUCUUCGUCCCUUCAUGUCAUAGAUUUUAUAUCAGGUUUGCCAAACCGUUUUGAAUCUGUAGCUGGGUAAGAAGUAUGUCUUAUCCAUUUGUCAUGAACGCAGCACUAAUACGAAAACUGCUGCCGCCAAUUGGUUAUUAGAAGUCUGUUUGAGCGAUAGCUAGAUGUGCUGGCAGAGGACGCCUGUUAUUGGUGAAUCACCUGGUCGAGAUAUCAGCGGCUGAAAACAUGUUUGCCAGAGGUCACGAAGAAAGUGCAUGGCAGGGGUGGUAGGCUUUGUACACAGGGAUCUGUCCCACCCCUAUGUCAUGUGCAUGCCUACGCCCGGCGAAGCUUGGUAAAACUGUUGUGGCAAGUCUGACCCUGGCACCCAAAGUAAAAGCCCACUAAGAAGGGAGAGCCCUCUAGGGUGGUGGUGGUAAGUGUACCUCAUUUCCCUCUUCAUCUGACUGUCCUGCGCAAUUCCAUGAAUGGAAAAGCUCUUGUAAGUUCAAGAAGGUCACUUGUGGUGCUUAGAAGCAGUUGGCUACCAUCGGCGAUGCAUACACAGGCCGCUUUUGGCUGCAGACAUGGCCCUAUUUCUCUCCCCCCAGAAUAUAAAGCAGAUCAAGCUCUCGCGUGGGGAGCUGACGCCUGCUCCUAGUGUGAGCAACCUCAAUGCUUCGGCUAUUGGGCGGUAUAGAAAUGCAAUAAAUAAAUAAAUAAAUAAAUAAAUGCUGGCCCUGCUGUGAUUGGUGCAUUGCAGUGAAUGGCCAUGCCGCCAGAAGCCUCUGCAUCCUGCCCUUCAUAUGAGGGCCCCCCAAGAUCGUGGCUAUUGGUACUAAGAGCUGAGUGUUUGUCCCCUUUCUCUUAAUCAUUCAGGGUAACAUGGGAGGACCAUCAAGAGAGGGAGUCACAGGGUAGAAAGAGGUGGAAUGGAAGACUUGAGUGAGGAGCAUUCCAGUUGACUGGAGCUGAGGAGGGAGAGAUUUAUGGGACCUCAGCAGCCCACCUAUGCCCAGAAUCCUUGAAUGCCUCCAAUUAUCCUGAGCCUCAGGUAGAGCUAACCUGGGAAAGAGAACUGAAAAGGGACGGCUGCUCAAUAUUUGGGUUUGGAGUUGCAUGGAAGCUAAGAGUGACUUCUUUGCGUGAGUAUCUCUGUCAGACCUUUGGAUCAUUCUCUAGCUCAGCCUCCCCUGGCCUCAGUGCCCUCCAGGUGCUUUGAACUACAACCAUCACCAUCCCAUAUUGGCUGAGGCUGAUGGGAGGUGUAGUCCAAAACAUCUGGAGGGUGCCAGAUUGGGGAAGGAUGAUCAUUCUAGAAGGUGUCUUCUGUGUUCUCUGUUUUGUUUGUUUGGGAAAUUGCAAUUAAAGGAGUGAGUAUUUUGGCUUACUCACUGAAGACCUGUUUAUUAUAUAUCUAAUUCAGCUGAGAUCUUGUUAUAAUUUUUGUUAACACCUAAGCUUAUUACACUUAUUGCACCAUGCCACCCAAAGUAGUCAAACCACUGAGCCACCUAUG